AUGCGUUCAAAAGAUGACCAACCAUUUGUUGAAAUGUUAAACAGAUUUCGAACUGCUUCCCAGACUGAGCAAGAUAUUAAACACAUUCAAUCACGCUCAAUACAUCCAGAAGCCGAAAAUUAUCCGUCAGAUGCUAUACAUAUAUACGCAGAAAAUAAACCUGUCGAUGAACAUAAUAAUACCAAACUAACCCAAUUACCGGGAACAGUGUUUAAUCUUAGAGCAGCAGACCAGUAUCCUCCAAAUGUAUCCAAAACAGAUAUUGACAUAGUAUUGUCUAAAGGACGGUCUGACACUGGUGGACUAGAUUAUGUCAUACAUGUUAAAGAAGGUGCAAGAGUAAUGCUAACAAGCAAUAUUGAUAUUGCAGAUAGACUCAUCAAUGGUCAAAUAGGUUCUAUCAUUAAAAUACAUGUUAACCAAAAUACACACAAACCAAGUGUUAUUUAUAUCAAAUUUGAUGAUGAACAAGCUGGAAAAAAUAAGAUCAGUAAAUCUACAAAUCAAUUUGUUAAAGAAAACAAUGUUGUUCCCAUUGAGCCAAUUCAAGCUAAAAUCAAGAGGAGACGAAAAUCACUGUCCUUGCUGAUAUCUCAACGUUAUCAAGUAACGAACUUAUAA
Exaiptasia diaphana is the source of this 621-nucleotide messenger RNA. RefSeq lists its product as uncharacterized. The transcript has a single exon. NCBI's taxonomy places the organism in Eukaryota, Metazoa, Cnidaria, Anthozoa, Actiniaria, Aiptasiidae. The coding region runs from base 1 to 621 and encodes 206 amino acids. The record is from RefSeq and is a predicted model, not a curated record.